Molecule: messenger RNA, 3831 nt
Organism: Drosophila takahashii
Lineage: Eukaryota; Metazoa; Arthropoda; Insecta; Diptera; Drosophilidae
Product: histone-lysine N-methyltransferase SETD1B-A
Source: RefSeq, a predicted model, not a curated record
AUGUCCGAACCGGCAGUGCCCGCCGAAGAGCUGUGCUCCACCAUUUCGAACGCAGACAUUUCUAGCUCCUCCAGCAUGUCCCUCGCAUCCACGGCCAUCGACCUCAUCCACACCGGUCUGCCGCUUCUCGAACAGAGCGCAGCCGACCUGGAGUCGCUGCCGGAGAAGCAGGAUGCGGAGGCCAAGCAGGAACCGAAAGCAAUGGAAGAAGCUGUUUUGGAAACGAUAGCAGAACCACCAACAGAUUUAGCUGCGGAUGUAACAGCUGAUUCCCCAUUGGAACCACCAUCGGAACCCCUUGCGGAACCACUACCUGAACCCCUACCGAAAACUCUACAGGAACCCCUGCUGAAAUGCUUAAUAGAACCCCUACCACAACCGGUACAGGAACCCCUACCGAAACCUCUUCAGGAAUCACUACCACAACCUCUACCGGAACCACUAGUGAAACCUGUACCGGAACCUCUGCCGGAAAAUACAACAGAACCUCUGCAGGAACCUCUAGCGGAAAAACAACCACAGCCCAUACCAGAACCCCUAUCAAAUCCUUUACCAAAAGCACUACCGGAACCCCUACCGGAACCACCCCUACCGGAACCCCUACCAGAACCUCUACCAAAACCACUACCAGAACCACUACCAGAACCUCAAGAAGGUCGACCAGAGACGCCCGCUGGCAAUCCGGAGAACCAGGCCCAAGCCGAGUCGCCUCCGAGCAUCAUGGACAUCUCGAUCAGCGCUCAGAUGUCCCCGGACGCCCCCGUCUUCUAUCCCAUGGGCUCCUGUCUCGCCCGCCUGCUGACCAACGGAGGAGGAGGAGGAGGAGACUCGGGACAGGACAGUCCAAGCGUUCCGCGGAUCUCGCCGCCACGGAGCGCCUUCGAAUACGGAACUGGUCCGUAUAUCGGCCCAGGAGGCGACAUCCCGCGCAGCUAUCAGUUCAUCGAUCCAACGGCCACCGGCGAGCGGAACUUCAACAGUUUCGGACUGGGCAUGGAUGACCAGGAGAUGGACGAACAGCAGCAGGCGGCGCAGCUGGCGGAAACACCAGGCGUAUCGUGGGUGCCCUACUAUUUCGGCAGUCCGCGAACGAGGACAACGGGCGAGGAUCCUUUGUCGCCGGAAACGGGAGCAGCGAGGAGCAGGAACAACAGCAGGAGCCACUGCGAAUGCAGAGGCGAGGCAUCCGAGGUCGGGACAUCCACCGAGUUCCCAUCCUUCGAGUCCUUUGCCGGGCAACUGGACGAAAUCGGUUUGGCCCGCGACGAGUUCAUGGCAACGCUGCGCAAUCUGCUCAUCCGGGCGAAUGACCUGUUGGCGCCGCUACUCCAGGGUCCCUUCCAGCACAUGACGCCCAUCCAGAUGGCCGAGUAUACCAGCGCCAUUCUGGAGACGCCUCCCCUGCAUCCGAGUCUCUUCAUGCCGGCGAAUGUGCCACGUCCCUGGACGGGGCUCACUGGUCUCAGCCUGCCCUACGACAUCCAUCCGCACAGCCUGACGCCCGAGGACUUGGCCCGCAUCCAGGCGCUGCCCAAGCCCGUGGAUGCCGCCACCCAGACGGAGUUCCGCUGCAUGUGCAUGCUACUCUCGCAGGCAGGAUCUGCGCCAGCAUCCGGCGACCUGCGACCUCCAACGACCUCUUACUUCCCAGGACAAGCGAUGAAUGGACCACGAAUGCGGGUUCCUCCGCAGCCAUAUGCAAACCCGGGAACUUCACAGAACGGACAGGCACAGCCGCAACCUCAGCAGCCCUACGGUUUCUGGGGCAGACCCAUGCCGAUGGCGAUGCAUCCGCACCAAGUUCCGCAGCAUCGCAUGCCCCGACAGGCCGCCUUCCAGCAUCCACCGCCGCCGCAACGGCAUCCACAUCCGCAAGCGCAUCCGCAGCCGCAUCCGCGCCCGGGAAUGCAGCCCGGUCAUCCGAUGGCGCACCACAAGAUGGGCGGAGCAGUGCGCUACCCGGAGGCUGGUAACUAUCGUGGCUAUCGGCUGCCUGGUCCCUACAGUCCGCGGAAUCAGGCGAGUCGCUACGGCGCCAUCGGCAGUGAUCGUCCCGCCGAGAAUAAUGGUAAUAUUAAUGGAAGGAAUCAUUACCAGAACUCCGGCUACCGUGGUAAUCCACUCUAUGCGAGAACAGCUCUCGGCAACAAUCAACAGCAGAUGGCUUCGGUUGCUCCGAAUAUCGGUCAUCUCGGUAAUCCCAUCGGCAAUCCUGUCCAGCCCAUGGAUCUGGGCAUGCAGCUGAGAUUGAAUCUGAGUGCGGAGGAGGCGAAUGCCAGCAGACAGGUGGCCUCCGACUCGUCGCGCACCGAGUCCUCGGCCACCGAGAACACCAGCUAUCACUCGGAGCGCCGGGUGAGCGAGGAGAGCAGCUACGUGGAGGCGGAGGACGAGGAUGGGGACAGCGAAGAGGUGGACUCCGAGGGGGAGGAGGACGAGGUCGAGGGCGGCGAGGACGAGGAUGACGAUGAUGAGGAGGAAGAGGAUGAGAAUGAGAAUGACGAAGAAGAGGAUGAGGAUGAGGAUGAGGAGGAUGAUGAGCAGCCCCGUCAGCUGUCUGCUCCCGAUUCCCGUUCCUACUGCUUCGGUGAGGUGGAGUUCAUGAACUACGUCAUGUCCGAGACGCCCAUGCUGCCCAAUCCCGGCCAGCAGCCAGGAGCCGCCGCCUAUAUGGAGCACGGCCUGCCGCCAACUCCACGCUCGAAUGUGCCCUGUGCCCAGGUGACGCCCCACCACCUGCCCACCCACUUUCCAGGCUAUCGUGCUGCUCGGGAGCAGCCUUCCCAGGUCAUGCCUCCAAUGAACCAGAUGCCUCCCAUGGCUCAAAUGUCUCAAAUGCCUCAAAUGUCCCAAGUGCCUCCUAUGACCUCCAUGCCAGGAGGCAGUUACCCACCUACCGGCAUACCAGAUGGCCAGUUCAAGGAGCCACCGCCAGGAUCACAGGAUCAUUACUACAACAACCAGCAAUACAAUGCCAUGUACGGCCAACCGCGACCCAAUUUCGACUACAAUGCGAGCAUGAUGGGUCAGGAAUCAGCUCCGGUGGCAGGACCCAGCAUGUACAUGAGACCACCACCUCCCCCCACAGCAGCACCACCACCACAAGGACCUCCACCUUCGUAUCCCAUGCGACAGGAGCGCCCAAUGGCCCCCAUUCUCUUCGAGGUGGGCGGCAAUCGCAGUCAUAGCACUGGUUCGCCCAUGAUGAUGCAGAACGUGAUGAGUGCCCACGGACAUGGACGCGGUCGUGGUCGUGGUCCCAGUCGUGGUCCUAGUCGAGGUCCCCAUGGCCACCACAAUGCCUAUGGCCAGAUGAAUCAGAUGAAUCAGAAUCAUGGAAUGCCCUUCAAUGGGCAGAUGAACCAAAUGGGACAGAUGCCGCCGCACAUGCGGAACCAUCAAGUGAACCACCAGGUCAACCACAUGGGCCAACCAAUGGGCAGGGGAAUGGGCAUGGGCCUGAUGCCCCUGCCCGUCCAGAUGCUCAAUCCGAAUCGCAUGGCCCAGCCGAAUGUGCAGCAGGGAAUGCCCAUGAAUCGCUCGACCAUGAGUCCUCGCCAGUAUGCCAAUCACAAUCCCAAUGCGAUGCCCAGCUAUCAGCCUCAGCCGGAGAUGAACAAGAUGCCACCGAUGGCGGAGGGAGGAGCUGCAGCUGGAUCCUCCACACCUCGUGUGAAUUUCGCGGCCAAUGUGGCGAACAAGCCACGUGGUGGAACUCCACGUAACCAGGUGGGCACUCCGAGACCGGGAGCUCCUGUUCCUGCGCCGGUGGAAGUGGCUACUGGACAGCAGAAACCCAUCCAACCUUCCUAUGCCUCCAUGCUGCAGUAA